CGCUUCCUGGUUGCAGUUGCAAAUCUAGCUUGUCACUAAACUGGUGACGAACCGAAAUGGAUUAUUACAAUUUAAUGACAAUAUGUGCAUUUAUUCAUUUGCUUGUUUCCAUACCACACGCAUACAGUAAUUAUGUUGAGAAUAAAGCUGGACAGUUUUUCAACAGUGGCCAUACCAACAACUGGGCAGUCCUGGUCUGCACGUCUAGAUUCUGGUUUAAUUAUCGGCAUGUGGCGAACACGCUGUCAGUAUACAGAAGUGUAAAGAGACUAGGCAUUCCAGACAGUCACAUUGUGCUGAUGCUAGCCGAUGAUAUGGCCUGUAACUAUAGAAACCCCAAACCAGCCACUGUGUUCAGUCAUAAGAACAUGGAGCUUAAUGUUUAUGGAGAUGACGUGGAGGUGGAUUACCGCGGAUAUGAGGUCACAGUGGAGAAUUUCCUGCGAGUCCUGACAGGGCGUCUCCCCCCCAGCACCCCUAGAUCCAAACGUCUGCUUUCGGAUGACCGCAGCAACAUUCUCAUCUACCUGACAGGUCACGGUGGAAACGGCUUCCUGAAGUUCCAGGACUCUGAGGAGAUCAGCAACAUGGAGCUGGCAGAUGCCUUUGAGCAGAUGUGGCAAAAGAGGAGGUACAACGAGUUGUUGUUCAUCAUAGACACGUGCCAGGGGGCCUCCAUGUAUGAGAGGUUUUACUCGCCCAACCUUAUGGCCCUGGCCAGCAGCCAAGUGGGAGAGGACUCGCUCUCACAUCAGCCAGACUUGGCAAUAGGGGUCCAUUUGAUGGACAAGUACACCUUCUACUUACUGGAGUUCCUGGAGGAAGUCCACCCCGCUAGCCAGGCCAACAUGAAUGAUCUGUUUAAGGUGUGCCCGCAGAGUCAGUGUGUGUCCACUCCGGGUCACCGUACUGACCUCUUCCAGAGGGAUCCCGGGAGCGUCCUCAUCACUGACUUUUUUGGAAGUGUCCGCAAAGUGGAGAUCACCAAGGACACCAUCAAUCUGAUGUCCUCUGUACAGCCGCCAAUACAGAGGUCUGGAAGUGGCGAUAUGCAAAUCGAAUCUUUGACGUAUGUGGACCAACUUCCAGUGGCUGAAAUUAUUCAUCAGAAACCCAAGCAGAAAGACUGGCACCCUCCUGAUGGCUUCAUUCUGGGGCUCUGGACUCUGAUCUUGCUGGUGUUCUUCAAGACCUAUGGCAUCAAACAUCUCAAACACAUCUUCUGAUUCAUCCCUCCCAGCACCGCAGAGGUCAAAGAACCCACCGCUUUCAUACGAGUCCACCCUAACUUUGUUCAUGAUUGAUUUGGUCAGGAAUAGGUUUUUAUUUAUUUCUUGAUGCAAGUUUGUUUUCUUUGGGUUUUGCUGUGUAUCAUUUUUUGAAAGUGACAUGCACUGACUUCUUACAUUCAAACAGUCUUUGUUGUUGGAGCUCAGUAGUGAAAUCCAUUUGAAUUUCACACAGGGACUUUCGUUUGAACUAAACACACACAGACAGCUUGCAGGGAGAAGCAUACUUCUUGUUUGUUUGAUAGUUUUUUGUUUGUUUGUUUGUUCUUCAAUUUCCAGUUAUAGUUUCAUCUCUUCAGCCCAGAGCAAAGUGAAAUUAUUUUCUAACAUUGUUAAUGGCACAUGUGGAAUUGUAACUUGUAAUGAGGGCAUGCACUUUUCCCAGAUUUCUUCAUUUGUUCUUAGUGGGCUGAGAUGUGUUUUUUUUUUUUUUUUUUAAACAGAUAAUCUAAAUUUAUAUAUGCAAUUGAUGAUCUGUUGUUUCAGUUGCACUUUAUAAUUUGCGUUCUCAUUAUUUAAUGGUUAUUUAAAGUGGUAAGGGACACUACUUUUCAGGGUACACAAAUAAUGCAUGGGUCGUAUUUUACCACAGAAAAUGAGUAAUUAUUUAGCAUAAAGAAAAUCAAGCCUAUUUUAGGAUCGUUGCUUUUUUUCUUCAUUAUCUUAAUGAAAAGAAACAUCUCAUUGUAAUUCAGAGAUGCUUUUUUAAUCAGCAUGCAUCCAAUUAAGUACAACAAACGAUUACAUGAUGUGCAAUCACUACUGUCCUUAAUUUAAAUAAUAUAACAUUUAUUUUCCAAUUAUAGCAAUGAGAAUGAAAUAGUUUUUCACACAUAUCAUUAAGCUGCUGGCAACUGACUGACAAGAAGUGGGUCGAAAAUGUCAUGAAAUUAGUAAAAAUAUUUCAUUUCUCCUAAAAUAGGCUUUGUUUUUUAAGCAAAAUUUCUUUCUUUCUUUUCUUUUUUAUGACUUGGACAUUUUCAUGAGAUCAUACUGGAAUAAUUGUGAGGAAUUAAUGGACAACAAACAAUAUUUCCAUGUACAGCAACCAAACAGCUCCAUUUGCCUGUGGCUAUGUCCUGUAUCUGUCCAUUAGCAUCUCCGCUGCACUUGAACUGUUACGAAUGUGCUCUAAAAGGGGUCGACCGAAUUCACCCCCAGCUACACAGCAAGUGUGAAUGAGAGAUUGACAAAUUGGACUGUCUAAUUCAGUUUUUUGUUCUGUCUGUCUAAUGCAUUAUUAACUGUUGGUAACUGAGGAUUGUUUAGUAGAGCAGAGCUCACAUUAAAAUAUUCACUGGCACUCAGGUUGUGUGAGGAACUGCAUUACGAGAAUUUCUACAGUGCCAUUUUGUCUUUUUCCCAUUUAUGUUCUCUAGCAUUUUGCUGUAUGUUUUUUUUAUUAUAAAACUGGCUAAAGGUGACGUUUUGAAUAAAGUCUACUGUGAAAAGUCUCUGAAAGCUUUUCAUGUUCUUUUCCUUUUAAAUUCGAAGAAAAGUAAAGCAGAAAAGCAGUGGAAAAAUAGCUGGAGCUCUUUUUUCUGCGUGAAAUGAAAGAGAACAAAGAACUCACAUUUUUACAAUGGAGAAGCAUUAUGAAAUAAACUCUUGUAACACAAUAAUGUUGAGUUGUAAGAGAGCUGUGAAUGGAUAAACACCUGCUGCUGUUACUAGUUGUGUUGUAUGCAAAUACCUUCCAUUAAGACAUUUAUUAGGCCAUGAAAUACAGCUUUCUUAAAAUGUAAAUUAUAAGAUGCCAGAUCUCUUAACUCACAAGUUAUUUUAACUAUGCUAAUUUCAUAUUUUAAUCAUGCACCGGUUGAUGCCAUUUCAUUAGUACCCAUUUAAAAGGCUUGCUUUUUUUCCACAGAAUUCAAUAAGUUGAAACAUGUUUAACGGUUGAUCCAAUACAGUCAAUAAAUAGAGGUCAGCAUGGAUUCCCUCUGCUUUCAAAGAUAUAUUACUCAUUUAAAAUCAAUACUUUAUGGUGAACAUGAUCUAUCCAUCUAUCUAUCUAUCUAUCUUUAUUUUUUAUUAAUAAUAUAAAUAUCGGUUUGAUGCAAGACCUUUUGGCUUUUUGUGCAAUUAUAAGCUGGCACAGAGGGAAUAUACAGAGUUCUUUUUGAUUCUGCAAUGAUUUUGUGAUGUGAAAUCAUUUAGCAUGUAAUUCCAGGGUUGGUUUAACUGCUCAUAUAUUUGAGGUUUAAUUAUAGCUCAGCACCCAGUGAUUUCAUCUCUCUG
This is a messenger RNA of Onychostoma macrolepis, 3530 nucleotides long. It is a transcript of the gene pigk, whose product is annotated as phosphatidylinositol glycan anchor biosynthesis, class K. The record is from RefSeq and is a predicted model, not a curated record. Bases 57 to 1226 code for a protein of 389 amino acids. The transcript has 11 exons. Gene Ontology annotation, molecular function: GPI-anchor transamidase activity. Gene Ontology annotation, biological process: attachment of GPI anchor to protein; proteolysis; protein localization to cell surface. Lineage: Eukaryota; Metazoa; Chordata; Actinopteri; Cypriniformes; Cyprinidae. Gene Ontology annotation, cellular component: GPI-anchor transamidase complex.